AUGCAGACACUCCUCCAAUAUCGGCGAGAGCAGCAAUAUGCUCUCCAGGUGCAAGCACGAACCGAUUCGUUAAAACGAACCCUUGACCUAGAGUCACCGUCUCAUCUUGACGAGAAACACAACAGCGAUUCGGAACUGGACUUGACCGGCCGUGAGCAUUCCUCAGCGCAACUCAUCGAUGUUGAACAACAGAGACCGCCGCUACCACCAUUUCGUGAUUCACAUGGCGCCAUCAUCAAGCCAAUGCACGACAAGACCGAAGCCAAGAUACCUGUCAAAUGCGACGACGAUGGCAAAGAUCAAGCGGAUCCACACAACUGGUCGCGGACGAAGCGAAUGUGGACAACACUUCUCCUGUUCUGUCUAGUCUUCUCACAAGGAUGGGUCUCCGCCUGCGAUUCGAACGUCACGAAGCCAUCCAGCAAAGAGUUUCAUGUCAGUCAGACGUCCGAGACUUUGGCGACAGCUUUGUUCCUCCUUGGCAUCUCAAUUGGAAGUCUGAUCGUUGGUCCGCUAUCUGAAGAGCUUGGUCGCAGUCCUGUAUAUCUCGUCCCUUCCUUGCUGUACUUGUGUUUCCUUCUUGGGGAUGCCCUCGCACCCAAUUUUGGAGCUCAGAUUGCAUUUCGCUUCCUCUCUGGCUUGAGUGCGAGCUCGACACUUUCAAUCUAUGGUGGAAGUCUGGCUGAUCUCUGGAACACUGAAGAAAGGAACAAGAUUUGGCCGUGGUUUGCUCUGAGUCCUUUGCUGUCGCCCAUUCUAUCGCCUGUAGCUGGUGGCUGGAUUACAGGACACAUCUCCUGGCGCUGGGUGUACUGGAUUGGACUCAUCAUCAGCGGAUUUAUCUUCCUUGUUGCCUUCUUCUUCCUGCCAGAGACUUAUUCCCCUAUGAUUAUUCAGUGGAGAGCGCAUCAUCUGAGGGUUGCUACAGGCUCUGACAGAUAUACUUGCGAGCUGGAAGGCAAGGAGUCUCUCGGCCAGAGACUUGCCCACAACUUGACACGACCUGCAAAGUUUUUCACCACAGAGCCAAUCAUUAUGGCUUUGGGAUUCUACCUUAUUGUCAUCUACGUCGUCAUCUUCGACUUUCUCAAUGGCUUUGAGUUCAUCUUCACAGAUACUUGGGGUUUAUCUGAUGGCGACACCGCUCUUGCCUUCUUGGGUAUUUGUUUGGGUGCUGUGAUCUCAGUCGCGCUGAUGCCGCUGGUUUACAAGGCUCAUCGCAAGAUCAGUAAGAGCGGAGGUGAUGGAGACGACAAACCAGAAGCCCUGCUCCUGCCAGCCAUGGUCGCAUCUCCAUUCUUCGCCAUUUCAAUCUUCUGGCUUGCAUGGACCAGCUACAAGAGUGUGAGUUAUUGGUCUGCCUACAUUUCGACAGUUCUAUUCGGAUAUUCUAUGACGGCCAUCUUCGUCAGCAGCUACAGCUACAUCAUCAACAUCUACAAAACUUACAGUUCGAGCGCUUUGGGUAGUGUCACCAUGGCCAGGUACUUUGUAGCUGCUGGAAUGGUCGUCGCAGCAAGACCCAUGUAUAUGGGCAUCGGACACCAUUGGGCAUUGUCGUUCUUGGGUUGUCUGGGAGUCAUCUGCUUGCCGGUGCCGUGGCUGAUUCAUGCUUUCGGCCAGAAGUUGAGGGACAAAUCGCAGUUCAUCAGUAACUAG
This is a messenger RNA of Aureobasidium musti, 1659 nucleotides long. The record is from the annotation of a GenBank genome assembly. Lineage: Eukaryota; Fungi; Ascomycota; Dothideomycetes; Dothideales; Saccotheciaceae.